AUGUCCGACUUCAAGCAGGAGAUCGAAAGGCUUCAGGAUGAAGUGAAGACGAUAGAAGGUCAAAUUAGAUCAAUCAAAGAGAGUUUUGGACAAAAGACGGAAGAAGACCUGAGAAAGCUCGAGGAAGAAGCUGAAGCGCGACGGAUUCUCAUGAAUCAGGAGUUUCAGCAAAAGCUCCGGGAAAUCGCUGAAAACAUUAAUAAUAAUGUCGCGCAAGCCAAAAUUGUAUUGCAACAACGUGAGGUUGAACAAGAGGUGAUGAAAAUCAGGAAACGACAGGAGAUCGACAAGUUGGUCGAAGAGAGGAAGAAGAACGAGCUGAAGGACUUGAGUCGGCAGGUCGAAGAAACUUCAGAGGAUUGUCAAUUGGACUUCCAACACGACCAGGACAAGAAGCUGAUCAACCGGGAGACCGAGGAGAAGACAGUUCAGAUCAGGGAGAAAAAAGACCAAAUCGAGAAAGCCACCCAUCAGCUCAUCGCCAACGUCCAGCACAACAACAGGGUGCAAACUCUUGAGGCGAAUAUUCAUCAGAAGUUGGAUGACGUCAAAGGCAGACGGAACGACGUCAUGCAGGAAAGUUUCGACGUGACGGAAACGGUUGGUUCUAUUUUUUCUCUCGAACGUUUUACGGGUUCUUGCGAAAGGCAAUUCUUGAUGAGUUUUUGAUUUUUGAAAGAUACGAUUUAUGAAAGAUUGCAGAAUGAGGCUUGCGAAAUUCUUAUAUUACUAGUACUGGCUUUAUCUAGACUUUCGGGAAACGCUUGCUCAAAUUUAAAGAAAAGGAAAAUUUUUGAAUUUCUGAAAACAAUAUUCCAGUUUUUCAAGCGCAGCCAAUCCUGUUCCCAAUCGUUUUUUUCCACUAGAAAGGAACGAUUAUGAGAAUGAAAACGAAAAAAUGAAGAAUUGCUUCUAGUCAAGAGUUACUAGCAAAAUACAGCCUAUCAAGAAAAUAGUACCCCAUAUUAAAUAAGGAUUUGCUUUGAGCCAGAAAUCGAUCCAAAAACAAUAUUCAUGAAAUCCGCAUCGAAUUUCCCUCUUAUUCUGGAUGCUUCAAACUAUAAGUCCUUGACGAAAGGGGGGCAGAGAAGCAACUUCAUACAGCAAAAGAUCGAUUUAACCUAUCUUUUUUCUUUUGGUUUCUGUCAUGUGAUGAGAGAAAAUUUCUCACGAAAAAAAGACAUCGAUUAAAUUGCGAAAAAUCUAAUUGUUUUUGGAUCAAAUGAUGAAUUCUUCUGUGCUUUUUGAAAAAUGGAGGUUUUUUUCAGAUAGAAGAGUACACAUUGCUGCAGUCGGAAAAGGACAAAGAAAUGGAAAAAACUGUAAGUAUUUUUCCUUUGUUCUUGAUUCUACAAGAUGACCCAUGGAAUGGCUCGGAGCGUUUCAGAGCGUUCGGGCUUUUUAAACAGACUGGCAUUUGAGACUUAUCCUAUAGCCACGCCCGACCUUCAAAAGACGCCGCAGCGCGAAAGUAGUUCCAAGUCGGGUGCAUUGGAAACUCGAACCAUUCUUGACAUUACCACGCAAAAUAAUUCCAGUAAACGAUCGAAUUCGAGAUCUUUCAGGCUAAAAAAUGUGAGCUGCAACUGACAAGCCUCAAGAACUCAUUGAACAGUUUCAUCGAGGCAACUACAAAAAUGGCCAAGAGCCAACUGAACCUUCCUCCUGUAGUUCAUGAUAAGUUGCAGGUGAUCAAGUUUAUUUCACGAAUAAUUUUCUCUUUGAAAAAAAGGAAAUUUUUUUUGACGACGAGAGAAAAGAGAGCGCAGACCAAUCAAAAUGUUUCAAGUCGUGCUGAACGAAUUAUAUACAGUUUAGCGUCACAGAAAAGCCAAAUUGAAUUUUUUUAACUCAAUAAUUACCCGCUUUUUCGGUGUCAGAAGACGAAAAAAAAAAAUCAAGCUGUAUUAAUUUUCCUGAUUUUCAAAAUUUGGAGAUCGUUGUCAAAAACUUGGAAGGGACCGCACAGGAUGCUCUACAGACAACGGUUCCAUUGAUUGCGACAGCUAAGGUAGCUUUAUCGCUUUUUUCCAAGCCUUUUUGCAUCUUGAAGUGGAAGGAAGAAAUGGUUAAAGAGCCGCUCGAAAUCAAAAUAUUCUUUCCAAAGUUUUCUGAAAAAUCGGUAAGAAUAUGGGUAAAAACUUUAGUAGCAUCUAAAGUAGUCGAAUUAGUUGUUCACUUGAGUGGCUAGGUGUCCUUUUUAGAUGUCUGAUAGUGGCUUCUGUAGAGGUGGUUUCAGCGUCCUCUAGGAGUAGUUCUCGAGGAACCUCUUAAGUGGGCACUAGAGUAUCUCUGGAUGCACCAAAGUGAAAUCCUGAAAGUCUCCACCUGCAAAUAUCUUAAUUUUCAUGAAAGGGUAUCUCAAAGUCAAAGAUAGCUAGAUGAAAAUCUGCUUCUUGCUAGAAAAUAGGAAGUCAUGAAGGUUCAAGACUUCCAGGGCACUCCUAUGACAAACGUUUUAGCGAAUUUCAGAGCUUGAAGUGAAACUAUCUUCCUUGUCAGUGAUGGCUGUCAAGUGAAAUUCCUGCUAGAUUAUCCCACUUUUAUAAACUUUCUUAGGUUCAAACAGACUAUUAACAUAGCGUUAGAUAAAAAACCGAGAAAGAAGUUUUUGACAUAGAAAAACUGGCCCUUGAUUGAUUAUAAAAGAUUAAAUUUUUCUCUCGAAUGAAAUUUAUUCGAAAGUUAAGUUAUUUUGCAGUUGACAAAAGACAUCAAGCCGGAGCAGAUUGAGAAAUUCAAAAAAGCUUUCGCAAAGUUGCGCCAGACCGAAACGGACAUCGGAACUCGUCAAAACUAUAUCCGAGAAGGAAUGAAUAGGGACAAAGCUGCCACUUUGCCCGAUCCAUCUUUGGAAAAUUGA
Molecule: messenger RNA, 2863 nt
Organism: Caenorhabditis auriculariae
Lineage: Eukaryota; Metazoa; Nematoda; Chromadorea; Rhabditida; Rhabditidae
Source: the annotation of a GenBank genome assembly